This is a messenger RNA of Caenorhabditis briggsae, 780 nucleotides long. The record is from RefSeq and is a predicted model, not a curated record. Gene Ontology annotation, cellular component: membrane. Lineage: Eukaryota; Metazoa; Nematoda; Chromadorea; Rhabditida; Rhabditidae. The transcript is spliced from 5 exons. The coding region runs from base 1 to 780 and encodes 259 amino acids. Gene Ontology annotation, biological process: polysaccharide biosynthetic process.
AUGUGGAAUAAGUUCGACAUUGAAACGAUGAUAGAACCUGGAUGUGUAAAACGAACACCAAAACAUAGUAGAUGGUGUGAUUAUGAGACGAAAGGCGACGAGUACAAACUAGCAAUAUUUGGAAAUAGCUACACCAAAAACCAUCAUAAGAUGUUUGUCCAAGAAUGUAAAAAUCGAGCAUAUAAUAUCACGAUGGACUCGGAAAGAGGAUGUGAACCACUGGCAGCCACUCCAAGUGAUCAUCCGUGUGUUAAAAAGCUUUCAGAAUUUGUGGAAUUCAUUGAAAGUGCCAAACCAGAUUAUGCAUUCAUAUUCACAAGAUUCUUUGCUGUUGCUGAUCCAUUUAAAGACAAAGACAAUCAAGAUAUGGAACACGACAGAACAUAUAUUGAGAUGAAAAGUCAAUUGAACAAGUUUCUGCCAAAUAUCAAAAAGAAAUUGUACAUUCUGGAUUCUUUUCCUCGUGCCAAUGCAGGAUACAUAUCUCAUGUAGCUAGUGAUUUGAAAAAUGAAAAAUCCAUAGAAGAGAUAAGUAAAUCCUUAUUGAGGCCGGAUGGAUAUGAAAGAGGACGUCUUCGCCACGCUGCUCUUGUAAAAGAGUGCGGAGAGAAAUGUGAAUUGAUUGACUAUCUUCCACUGCUUUGGAACAAUGCUACCAGCACGUAUCAAUAUUUUGACAAACGAGGAUUCUCAUAUUUUACGUCUCCCAAUCAUCUUUCGGCUCAUGGAAUCGAGCUAGUUCGUCCAAUCUAUACAAAAAUUUGUGCUAGUUUAAAAUAG